Messenger RNA from Meloidogyne enterolobii, 2580 nucleotides. The record is from the annotation of a GenBank genome assembly. Lineage: Eukaryota; Metazoa; Nematoda; Chromadorea; Rhabditida; Meloidogynidae.
AUGAAAUUUUCAUUGCUCUUGCGAGUACGAGGCGUUCUAAAAUUUAGAGGAUAUUUAUUUACGAAAGAUUUUGCAACAUUUUCUGUUAUCACCAGACAAGGAGGAAAUAAUUUUCUGAGAUUUAGUAGCUGUGGAGAUGUUGUUAGACCUUUUCUUCUUAGAGCAACCGAUAAAAGCAGCGAGGAACAACAGUCUGAUAAAAAGUCGGGACAAGAUGGAACAAGCAGCGCAGGAUGGAGCAGUGGAAAUAUUCCAAAUUGGCAAAAGAUCGCUAUUGUUGCUGGUGUCAUCAUCGGCCUAAAUGUUCUCUUUUCACAAAUAUCAUAUAAGGAGAUCUCGUGGAAGGAAUUUUGUUCUGACUUUUUAUCACAAGACAAUGUACUACGUCUAAUAGUUUAUGACUCUAGAUGGGUUCAAGUUGUGCCUAAGCAUUCUGCUCAGUACACUUAUUUCUUCAAUAUUGGAAGCGUAGAAAGUUUUGAGCGGAGUUUGGCCGCAGCUCAACAACAUUAUGGACUUCCUCCCGAACAGCAAAUUUCUGUUUUGUACAAAACUGAAGUUGAUUGGGGGCACGUCAUACCUUCUGUUUUGAAUUUUAUUAUAAUGAUUGCGAUUCCUCUUUUUAUUUUCCGCAGUUUUUUUCGAAGUGGAAUGACAGGCAAAAAGGGACGAGGAGGUAUGCCUGGACCGAUGGGAAAUCUUUUUGGCUUCUCACAAUCAACUGCUAGAGUUAUUAACAAAGAAGAUAUAAAAACAACAUUUAAAGACGUGGCUGGUUGCGAAGAAGCAAAAAUUGAAAUUAUGGAAUUUGUAAAUUUUUUGAAGAAUCCUCAACAAUAUCGGGCGCUUGGUGCAAAAAUUCCAAAGGGUGCUCUUCUGACUGGUCCACCAGGAACUGGCAAGACUUUGCUUGCCAAAGCAACUGCAGGAGAGGCAAAUGUACCUUUCAUCACUGUUUCUGGCUCAGAAUUCCUUGAGAUGUUUGUUGGUGUUGGCCCUGGACGUGUGAGGGAUAUGUUCGAAAUGGCACGAAAGAAAUCACCUUGCAUUCUUUUUAUUGAUGAGAUUGAUGCUAUUGGGAAAAAACGAGGUGGUCGCUCUUCUAUUGGGGGACAUUCUGAACAGGAAAAUACUCUCAAUCAAUUACUCGUGGAGAUGGAUGGGUUCUCAACUGAAGAGGCCAAUGUUGUAGUAAUCGCAGCAACAAAUCGAUCAGAUGUGUUAGAUCCAGCACUUAUGCGGCCUGGACGCUUUGACAGACAAAUUUUUAUUCCUGUCCCGGAUAUCAAAGGGAGAGCUUCUAUUUUCCGUGUUCAUUUAAAACCGAUAAAGACUAGUCUGGAUAAAGUGGAAUUAUCAAGAAAACUAGCUGCUCAUACACCCGGAUUCUCAGGAGCUGAUGUUGCAAACGUUUGUAAUGAGGCUGCAUUAAUCGCUGCUCGUGAUGCUCAUGAUGAAGUGACUGCAAAGGAUUUUGAAAAGGCCAUUGAAAGAGUUGUUGCUGGAAUGGAAAAGAAAAGUCAAGUGCUGCAACCUGACGAGAAAAAGACAGUCGCCUACCAUGAAGCUGGACAUGCAGUUGCUGGAUGGUUUUUGGAAUUUGCUGAUCCGUUAUUAAAAGUCUCAAUAAUUCCGCGUGGCAAAGGACUUGGAUAUGCUCAAUAUAUGCCAAAAGAUCAAUAUCUUUAUUCUAAAGAGCAACUGCUAGACCGUAUUUGUAUGACAUUGGGAGGGCGCGUAUCCGAAGAAAUCUUUUUUGGAAGAAUAACUACUGGUGCACAAGAUGAUUUGCAAAAAGUCACUCAAAUCGCAUAUGCGCAGAUUGUCAAAUUUGGAAUGAGCGAGAAGGUUGGCCCAAUUUCCUUUGACACGCCUCAGCCUGGAGAGAUGGCCUUUGACAAGCCAUACUCCGAAGCAACUGCUCAACUUAUUGACCAAGAAGUGCGUGAUAUGGUUGGAAAUGCAUUGAGACGUACACGCGAUUUGCUAAUGUCCAAAGUUGAUUUAAUUGAAAAGGUUGCGCUCAGACUUUUAGAAAAGGAAGUGAUUGCACGUGAGGAUAUGAUCGAGUUGUUAGGCCCACGUCCAUUCCCUGAAAAACAUACUUAUGAAGAAUUUGUAGCUGGUACUGGUGGAAUGGACGAAGACACUUCUCUGCCAAAAGGUCUCGAAUCAUGGAAUAAAGAGAUGGAAACAGAUGAAAAAAAGAGUGGAAACAAAAAGAAGGAAGAGGAGAAAGCUGCUAAUAAGAAUUGAGAACGUGCUUUAUUUAUCUGUUUUCACAAAUUGUCUCAAAAUUUGUCUUAGAUUUUGUUAUGUUUUUUUGUUUUUAAUUUAAAAUAUUUUCCCCUCAUAUUUUUCAUUUCAAAACAUGUCAACCAAAUCUUUGGCAUAUCUCAAAACUAUUUUUUAAACCCCCAUUUUCCUUCACGACUCGCUUUCUAUUUUGACUAUCCUUUCGUUUUCUCAGUACUCGCUCUUUAUUUAUAAACAGUUGCAGUGGAUAGAUAAUAGGAGAGAGUCUGGGUACGAAACAAGACUCCGACGUCCUUCCCAACCAAGCGCCCCUUUUUCAUAUCG